CGUACAUGCAGACGAAACAAGACCUUCUGUUUAUUAUCCUUGCAAACGCUGAUAUAUUUCCCUUUUACGAUCCGUGUUACAACCACUCGCCAAACAGAUUAAAGGAUGGGCUCAUCAGAGAGUAAAAAGUCACACGGAGCAUAUCUCUCAAUAGAAAAUAUGUAAGCGUGGAGAGUACUAAACUAAAACGGGAACAUGGUCAUACAACCAGACGUUGAUCGAGCCCCGUUGGCUCCCUGUUACUCGGGGCGCACUGUUUUAAAGAUAUUUUUAUUAUUUUUAAGCGCUCAUUGAGCUUACAACUAUGAAUACAACUGACGUGCUGGAUAGAUAUGUAAUUUCAAAGUCUACGGAAAGUUUGUUGUUCCAAUUUUGAGAAUAAUAAAAGAUCCUUUUUUCCGUCUAUGCACUAACACUUUGUGAAGACCUACUUGAUCAUUUGAGACCUACAUUUAAAUUCAAUUCUAUUGAGCGUGAAAGCGAUUGAGAUGUUCAAGCUUUUGAAUGAGCUUCCAUCUUAUUGUAAGGUUACCCUUUUCACAAUACUAACCCUCCUCUCUACUAAAUCAGCUCUGACGGGUUCAUGACUCCCUUUCUUCCAUCUCAUGGAGCAGGUCUUGUUCCAAAAUUUUACAGCUUUAGAUGCAUGUAUUUUUGUGUUAUUGCCCUUGAGGUUUUAAGCGGAUUUAAAUAAAAUUUAUUGUUACAUCGAAUGGUGACCCCCUGCUUCCUCACUGCUUUUUGCAAAGAAAAACUGAAACAAAGUGACAUGUCAGAAAAAUCUGAAUUUCUAAUUAACAAAAAGGAAAAUUCAUUUGAUUCUUGUCUUACCCUUAAUUGUUCUUGUGUUCUGAAACCGUCAACUGUGAGAUAUAUGUUUCCUUCAAAGCUUUUUCUAACAGUUAUUCAAAAACCUAGACUUCCGCUCCACUUUCUCGGAAAUGUAUUCCGCAUACAUACCGGUAUUUAUAUUUUGAUAGAGAGUUGACCCCUUGGAAAAGACGGGGUCAGAAGCCCUGCCAAAAAAUAUUCCGGCUGUUGUUGUCUUCAGGGAAGUUUUCGUCGAUCCCACGCCAUUCCUGGCAAAUCAUGGCUUUCCCAUCUUGGUAUAUCCUAUGAUAUCUACCUAAAUGAAUCGAAAGCGUUAAACUGAUAUUGAAUAAUAGAGGGUGAUACAUAGUGAAAUUAUUUAAUUCUUUCUGAAGGGGAAGUCCCUCUAUGUUUCUUAGAAACUUGUCAUAGUUUUUGGUUUAGGAAGGUGAGUUAAAUGUUUCAAAUCCAUGGAUAUUCAUGGAAGAACGUGAGAUCUCAAAAUUUUGAACCCCUGUACUGAAUUUUUCCAGAGAAUAAAGGAGUUAUUUUGAGCGAUGACAAAAUCGAAAUUGAAAUUAUGCCCCAAGGAAAAAAAUCCCGUCUUAAUCUCCCGGAAUUUUAAACAUGCAGGGUUCGUAUAUAUAUAUUGGCAUUAUCCUGUUCCAUUUGACACUUGAUUGAGACUAAUAAGUUUCGAUCAUUAACUUUGAUUGUCGAAAUCUUGAGUCAAUGGAGGAGAAAUCAGAACUGGAAAAUGAACUGAUGCGCUCCACUUCUCCAAAACCGAGUGUACCGAAUGGAUCUAAAGGAAACGAGUGUGAACAACGCGAGACCAGAAUAACGAAAGAGAAUUUGUACAUGGUAUUAGCGCUUUGGAUGGAAGAGUUUCCGGUCGUGGAACAAACAAGCAGUGCCAAACGACUUAACAAAGUCGGUGUAGUGUUCGUAUUGCCAACCGAUCGUGUCUUGGCUGCCGACUGUAGUCGCGAUGGCGUCCACGGAGUCGCCCGUGUUAUGGUUAACCACUGUGGAAAGCUUGAAGGUUGUAAAGUGUUUGUAUCCCGGAAGCCUUGUUCCCUUUGUGCUAAACUCCUUGUACAGUCAAAAGUUUCUCGUGUGUUCUACCUACCAAUAGAACCAGAAUCAGAAAACAAAGGAGAAAUAGCAAGAGCGGAUAACCUCUUCAAAAACAGUUCCGUCGGUCAAUCCGUGUUCGUUCCUUGCGUUGAACAAAAGGUUUUGGACAAACUCGAGGACAAGUUACCGAAAGAAAUAAUAACACCAGAUGACAUCAGCGAAUGUCGCGAUAACCUCUUGAAAAAAUGCGGGUGGAGCGCCGAGUGGUUUGCUCGCGCCCAGGCAAGUCUUCCUUGGCCAUGCUUUGAGGGCAAGAUGAAAUCUCAGGUUGACAACGAUUUCAAAUCCUUGAUAAAAUGGAUCGCCGUUGUCAAGGCCCCUAUGGACAAAGGUGUUGCUUUCCCAAAGGUUAAGCUUACGUCUGACUCUCGUGUCGUUCCUGAUUGCGAUGCUGACAACUUUCCAGACUCUAAAACAGCUUACCACAUGAUGAUUUUUGCGAAAAUGCUUGCUAGACAGACAGAUGACCCCAAGACUGGUGUAGGAGCUGUCAUUGUUAGAGGUAAAGUUCCAGAUAUCGUGUCUCUGGGUUGGAAUGGCUUCCCAUCCAAAGCAUUGUAUGGCGAGUUUCCAAGAGCUUCCGAUGACGACCGUGCGCUUCAAAAAAAGUUUCCCUAUGUUAUCCACGCCGAGCAAAACGCUCUGAUGGUAAGGAAUGUCAAGGAUUUGACAGACGGAAUCCUGUUUGUUACCAAGCCUCCAUGUGAUGAAUGUGCUCCAAUGAUCAAGCUUAGUGGCGUAAAAACCAUCGUAAUCGGCGAGAAAAUAGAGAAGAGUCGAGGCGGAGAACUGUCCUACAACCUGAUUAAAGAGUACAUUAAAGAAGGGAUCAUGACCUGCUAUCAGAUGGAGGCCACAAAAACAAAAGCAAAGCGUCUGGCUUCUGAUCCAGAAACAAGGAAAAGACUGAAAUCGAGCUGCUCGAAUUCAAAUGAUGUUUGAACGUUUCGAAGAAAUCUGUAAACAUUGGAUGAUUCAUAACAACAUAAAUAACUAGGAUUUCCUUCUGGUUGAGGGAGAUUAUUUUGUCAUUGAUUUGGGUAACUUGUACUCUAGAAAAAUUUAACCAGUUCCAAUCAAGGAAAAUUGCCCGAUGUUUACCUAACCAAAGAAAUUUGAUAAUUUCAAUUUUAUAACUUCUCAUACCGUCGAAGAAUGUCUAGUUUCAAUAUCGACAGAAGCAUUGUUGAGCAACUACACUUGUCUGUUAUGGUUAACAUUUGUCUGGCUUGAAUAUUUAAAAAUUUUAUAAAACUCUAUUUGGUUCUAUGCCUGAUGUUCGUUAUCCUGAUCUAAAACUAAAAAACAAGUUUACAUGAAAUUCAAUGCGAGAGUUUCAUAUCAGCUGCAUACUUUUAAAACGAAUAUCUCUGGAUCUGCGGCUAAGAAACAGAACAAAACUUUUUACUCAAUUAACUGUAUUAAUAUAUUUUUGUUGUUUUUGUUUUGUUUUAAGUUUGAAAAUAUUGUAUAAUUUUGUACACCAAGAAAGGAUAAGGUAUAGCAUUACAGUGGCUACAGAUGCAUGGAUAUUUACUAAAUAGAGGAGACGACUGUAUUAUAUUAGGAUGGUUGUGAUAUCAACUGUAAGGAAUAGUUUUUACGAACAAAAUUAGCAUUCAUUUCAAUAAAGCUGUUGUCCAACUAUCCACCGAA
Pocillopora damicornis (cauliflower coral) is the source of this 3606-nucleotide messenger RNA. RefSeq names its product dCTP deaminase. Gene Ontology annotation, molecular function: zinc ion binding; dCMP deaminase activity. Gene Ontology annotation, cellular component: cytoplasm. NCBI's taxonomy places the organism in Eukaryota, Metazoa, Cnidaria, Anthozoa, Scleractinia, Pocilloporidae. The record is from RefSeq and is a predicted model, not a curated record.